Molecule: messenger RNA, 897 nt
Organism: Phodopus roborovskii (desert hamster)
Lineage: Eukaryota; Metazoa; Chordata; Mammalia; Rodentia; Cricetidae
Product: jupiter microtubule associated homolog 1-like
Exons: 3
Coding region: 1-897 (298 amino acids)
Cellular component (GO): nucleus
Source: RefSeq, a predicted model, not a curated record
AUGCAUAUGAGUACAGAGGCUCGUGGAGCGCGGCUGGUCGUGAUUGCGGAGCAGCUCAGGCCGGUUGGUCCUAGUCCCUCGGCGUCCUCCCAGUGCCAGCCUACCUCGCCCCUCAGCGCCAUAACCACUACCACUACCUUCAAGGGUGUGGACCCCAACAGCAGGAACAGCUCCCAGGUUUUGAGGCCUCCAGGUGGUGGCUCCAACUUCUCACUAGGCUUCGAUGAGCCAUCAGAACAGCCUGUGAAGAAGAACAAGAUGGCCUCUAGAAUCUUUGGGACACCUGAAGAAAACCCUCCAUCUUGGGCCAAGUCAGCAGGUGCCAAGUCUUGUGGUGUCAGGGAAGAUUCGGAAUCACCUGGAGCACAGAGAAGUGCUCCUUCUAAAGCAAGCUCUGGAGACUUCUUAGACCUCAAGGGAGAAGGUGAUAGGCAUGAAAAUGUGGACACAGACUUCCAAGCCAGCCUGGGGCAGAUUGAAGAGAAGCCUGUGCCUGCUGCUCCUGUGCCCAGCCCAGUGGCCCCGGCCCCAGCGCCAUCCAGGAGAAACCCUCCUGGCGGCAAAUGCAGCCUAGUCUUGGGUUGGCUUCUUUUAUUGGAACUCUGUCCUUCUGUCUGUCUGUUUUUCCAUGCUUGUGAACUGCACACCGUGAGCCUGACUGUACAUCUUUUUUUUGGAUUUGUUUCAUUAAAAGAGAAGCACUUUAUGUAUUGCUGUCUGUUUUGUUUUUGUUUGGUUCUUGAUGCUGUUAUUUGGUUUGGUGUGGUGGGACGAUGGCAGUCACAGGUGCUGCCCUGCAGCCCCUAUACGAUACGCAUCGUCUGUGAUGUGGCCUUCGUGUCGCCCCCACCAUCAGUGUCCUUUGCUAAGCGCGCCUUCCUCUGCCAUGUGGGAUGA